Aspergillus calidoustus is the source of this 7809-nucleotide messenger RNA. Lineage: Eukaryota; Fungi; Ascomycota; Eurotiomycetes; Eurotiales; Aspergillaceae. The record is from the annotation of a GenBank genome assembly.
AUGGUGUCAUUCGCAGUUGAUAAGCUUCAACCCGAUGGUAGCGCGGCAAUUGAGCAUGGUGAACCAGUUGCUCAGCAGCGGGUAUACCCAGGAGAAGAUACACUCGCACCAGCAGAGGCCGGCAGUGGAGAUGGGCCCACGAGUGAUCCAGAAUAUAUGAACCCCAGUGGCUGCCCACCAAUAGCCAUAGUGGGCAUGGCCCUGCGCCUCCCCGGCGGGCUCAAAUCCCCCUCGGACCUCUGGACCUUCCUCCUCGAAAAACGCAACGGCGUCUGCGAAGUGCCCGGGACCCGCUACACCGUGGACUCCUUCUACAGCAGCACCCAACCCCGCUCCGUGAAAACCCGGCACGGAUACUACCUCCAGGAGGACCCCGCAUGUUUCGACGCCCCGUUCUUCUCAAUAAACGCGCACGAAGCAGGAAGAAUGGAUCCGCAGCAGCGGCAACUUCUCGAAGUGCUCUGGGAGUGUCUCGAAAGCGCCGGAGAGACAAAUUGGCGGGGCAAGCGGAUCGGAUGCUAUGUGGGCGUGUAUGGGGAGGAUUGGUUGGAUCUGGCGAGCAAGGACCCCCAGCAUACGGAUCGGUAUCAUAUUUUGGGCACGGGGCAGUUUGCGCUGUCGAAUCGGUUGUCGUAUGAGUUUGAUUUUCAGGGGCCGAGUAUGACGCUACAAACAGGCUGCUCAGCUUCGCUAGUAGGUCUCCACGAAGCAUGCCAGGCCCUGUACUCAGGCGACUGCUCCUCGGCCAUUGUCGCAGGGACGAAUCUCAUGUUCACACCUACAAUGACCGCAACCAUGUCUGACAACACCGUCAUGUCACCAACAGGGACGUGCCGAACAUUCGACGAGAAAGCAGAUGGUUACGGACGCGGCGAAGGCGUGAACUCACUAUACGUGAAGAGACUCGAAGAUGCCAUUCGAGACAACGAUCCUAUUCGCGCCGUCAUCCGUGCCACGUCUACAAACUGUGAUGGGCAUACGCCUAGUAUCACGACGCCGGGCUCGCAUUCCCAGGAGGCGCUUGCGCGCUGGGCGUAUAAGAAAGCUGGAAUUGCUGAUAUUACGCAGACCGGGUUCUUUGAGUGUCAUGGCACUGGAACCGUAGCCGGGGAUACGGCUGAAGCAUCGGUUGUAGCAAAGUUGUUUGAGGGGAAGGGGAUUAUCAUUGGAGCUGUCAAACCAAACGUCGGGCACGGCGAAGGGGCCUCGGGAAUUAGCAGUGUGAUCAAAGGGGUCCUCUCGCUUGAGCACAAGACAAUUCCACCAAACGUCUUCUUCGACAAAUGGAACCCCAACAUCCCUUUUGAAGAGGGUAAACUACAUGUCCCCGUUGAAGCCAUGACGUGGCCGGAAGGUCGAGCUGAACGCGUGAGCGUGAAUUGCUUCGGGGUUGGCGGCGCGAAUGCCCAUGCUAUUCUUGAUUCCGUGCCCUCAUUUUGUGGUGAGAGACUACGACCGGUUACUGCGCCUGCUGAAAGUGCACGAUUGCUGGUUGUUUCGUCGAGGAGUGCAGAGAGUCUGAAGCAACGUAUUCGGGCGAUUACAGACUAUGCAAACAGUGACCUGGCCAAACUCCAGAAUCUCGCGUAUACACUCGGUGUUCGGCGGGAGCAUCUGUCGCAUCGUGCUUUUGUAGUUGCGAAGCCGAAUGAGCUUAUCAGCGAGACUGACUUUCAGACUGCGCGGGAUAAAGCGCCGGAACUGACGCUUGUGUUUACAGGGCAGGGCGCUCAGUGGCCGGGGAUGGGGAGGGAUCUGCUAGACGCUUUUCCGUCGGCGAGAAGAGAUAUUCAGAGUCUAGAGCAGGUGCUGAAAGAUCUCGCAGAUGCCCCCGCAUGGUCGCUGGAAGAGGAACUCUGCAAGGCCGAAAAUAGCAGAGUAAACGAAGCCGAGAUCUCCCAACCACUCUGCACAGCCUUGCAGAUUGCCCUCAUCAACAUUCUCUCCGCUUGGGGGGUCAAAGCCUCUUCUGUCGUUGGCCACUCGAGUGGUGAGAUCGCAGCUGCAUACGCCGCUGGUGCGAUAACAGCAAAGUCGGCCAUCAUCAUUGCGUACUACCGGGGUAAGCUCGCUAAACAGGUCGAGGGCAAGGGCGCCAUGGCAGCUGUCGGCCUUGGGCAAGAAGAGGUCGUGCCGUUAUUGGAAGAUGGGGUGAUUAUUGGAUGCGAGAAUAGUCCCAGUAGUGUGACGCUGUCUGGGGAUAGCAAUGCGGUUGAGAGAGUCAUGGAGAAAGUCAGGAGCAACUUCCCGGAUGCACUCUGUCGUCGCCUACGGGUGGCUACGGCAUAUCAUUCUAACCACAUGAGCGAGAUAGCACCCCAGUACGAGGAGGCUAUUGCGAGCCACAUUCAUCACAGUGACAGCAUGCUGCCUCUCUUCUCCAGCGUGACGUCUACCACGAUUACCGAGCCGCCGGAGCUCGGUGCCUCAUACUGGCGUCGGAACCUCGAGUCGCCUGUUCUCUUUUCCUCUGCUGUGCGGUCCAUCCUGUCCAAAUCGAAGAAUCGCGCGUUCCUGGAAAUCGGGCCACACUCGGCCUUGUCUGGACCACUCCAGCAGAUCUUUCGUGCGCUCGAAACGAAAUCAGACCUCAACUAUAUCCCAACACUGACCAGAUACGAGGGCAAUAGUCGUGCGCAGCUCCUAUCGUCUGCCGGCCUCGCGCAUUCAUGCGGCGUUUCUAUAGACCUCGAGGCAAUAAACGGCACAGGCAAUACACUCGGCAACCUCCCCCCGUACCCAUGGCAGCACAGCACAAAAUACUGGCACGACAGCCGGCUAACGCGAGACUGGCGAUUCAGAAAAUAUCUGCACCACGAGAUCCUCGGCGCCCGCAGCGUCGAGUCUUCCGAGUUGGAACCGGCCUGGCGAAACGUCCUCCGCCUGGAAGACGUCCCCUGGAUCAGCGAGCACGCACUGCAGGGCAACGUCAUCUUUCCAGCGGCGGGCUACAUCUCCAUGGCCGGCGAGGCAGCGCUCCAACUAAACCCCGACGCAAACGAUUACUCGAUCAAGAACAUGGUGAUCAAGAACCCGCUGCUGAUGAAGGAGUCGGCGGACUACGAACUCAUCACGACGCUUAAGCCCGUCAAGAUAACCGACCUCCUUGAGUCGGAAUGGUACGCGUUCACAAUCGCCUCGUUCGACGGCACCUCUUGGACGAAACACUGCCACGGCCAGGUGCGCGCCGGAACGGACAACGACCAUGCACCACCAGGUCGAGCCAUCACACAGCACGCCCGCGUUCUAGACGUCGAUACUUGCUACCGCUACGUUGACAGACUAGGCUUCGCCUACGGGCCUCUCUUCCGCCGCUUCCAGUCCCUCUCCGUGGACCCGACCACGCGCAAAGCCGCCGGAACACUCCUGGACCUGGACAUCACCCCGCCGAGUCGGUAUACCCUGCACCCGGCGAUAAUGGACCACAUGCUACAGACCUUCCCCAUGGCCAUAGCACAGGGCCUCUCGCGGCGAUUCCAGAUCAUCGUCCCCGCCGCGAUUGGACACAUCUACGUGCGUCCGCCGGCGAUCAAGGAAAUGAGUCUGGAAGCUCUUAUGGCGGAGACGGGGUUCGGGACUUGGACGGGGCAGGGGAUCAUGAUGGCUGGUGAGGAACUCGUGUUGUCCAUGACGGAUCUCGCGGGGUUUCCGGCGUCCGCGGCGGAUGCUGUGGCGUCGGGGAUUCCGGUCGGGUCGCAGAUUCGGUGGAAACCGGAUGUCGAUUUUGUCCACCCGAGUAGUCUGCUUAAGCCAUCGGUGCUUGACGAGAGGUAUGAGAAAGUGAUGGCUGCCAGUCGGGAUUUGGCGGCUCUGUAUGUGCUCAACAUGGCGGCGAAAGUGGCCAACAUUACCUCCGAGCCUGAGAAAGUGCAAUGGAAGACGUGGAUCACCGAAACCGCCUCGAGACUAGAGAAACAAUAUCCGGAAUGGAGCCGCAUGACUCCGGACGCGCGCAAAGACCUCAUCACAACCAUUUUAUCACAGGUUCCGAAAGAAGACGACGAUGAGCCAGCUCCGUUGGCGUGUAUGCGCUAUAUCUACGAGCACUGCGUGGAGAUAAUCACCGCAAAGACACUCCCAGACGAGGCACUCAGUCAGAUAGACAACUACGCUACUUACCUGCAAGCAACGCAAGACUGGAGCCACUUCCUCUCACUUCUCGGCCACUCGAACCCUGUCAUGCGCAUUUUGGAAAUUGGAGAUGGCAUCGGGGCAGCCACAAGUGCAGUUCUGAAGCAUCUGAAGUCUCCGGAAGGCGUUCGACUUUAUUCGAGUUAUGCCUUGACCAAUGCAGCCGAGGAGAAUUUGGAGUCAGCCAAGAAGAGGUUUGUCGAUGAGGAUGUUGAGUUUAAAGAGUUUGAUGUUACCAAAGGUGUUGAGCAACAAGGGUUUGAACUGCAUAGUUUUGAUCUGGUUAUUGCGUCCAAGAUUCUUCGCCAUCCGGCUCAGUUGAACACGUCGCUAAAGAAUAUCCAUGACCUUCUCGCGCCUCGUGGAAGGCUGCUGCUUCACGAUCUCAACCCAGAGAGCCUGUCAACCAACUACAUCCUGGGCCUAGUCCCAGGCUGGACACCGGGACCAGAGGACCGCCAGCAAAUGCCGCCAUUGGAGGAGCUCAAUACGGCUCUCCGUACUGCAGGCUUCCAAGGUAAAGAGGCGACCAGCUGGGAUAUCGAGCCACCACAGCAUACUACCUUGAGCAUCUUAGCUAGUGUCUCUCCAGAAGAAGCAGAGAACAGGACCAUCGUCUUGCUCACUGAAGGUACCCCAGGCCCCUGGGCUGAGGUGCUCAAAACUACUCUCACCAAUCAAGGAUACACAGUCGGCACAAGUACGCUACAAAGGGACCUCCCCUUCGACGACAAGUCUAUGAUCAUAUCCCUCCUCGAUAUAAGCGGUCCCUAUUUACAUAACAUGUCCGAAGACGGUUACAUCGCUCUGCAGAACCUGCUGGCCAGGAUAGAGAAAACUCCCAUCCUCUGGAUAACGAAGACAUCCCAGAUCCGGUGUACUGAUCCACGUUACGGACUCAUCUUUGGCUUCGCCCGGACAAUGAGACAUGAGAAGGAGGCUGACUUUAGCAUUUUCGAGACGGAUACCUUUGACGAGGAGGCGGCACAUUCGCUAGUCAAGGUUAUUGAGAAGCUUGCAUGGUCCCGACAGACACCAGGUGUUCAUCGGGAGUAUGAGUUCUCGCUCUACGAGGGUGACAUACAUGUAGGCCGGUGCCAUUGGAUUGCACCUACCGAUCAGAUGGAAAGUCACUCCUCGGAGACCUUACCGCGACGCUUGGAUAUCGAGUCCUUAGGCUCGAUAGACACCUUGCGCUGGACGCCCUUCGAGGACCCCGAGUUGAGGGAUGGUGAAGUCGAGAUUGACAUGCACUACGUUGGGCUGAACUUCCGAGUACGAUUCCCUCCCUAUCGAGCUCACAGAGAACUAAUAUCAGAGAAAGGACAUCCUCGUCGCCCUCGGCCUCUUUGGCGAACCCAACGAAUUCGGUCUCGAAGGCAGCGGAAUCAUCCGCAGAGUCGCCCCGGGCGCUAUUCGAGACUUGAAGCCCGGUGAUCGAGUUGCUCUUCUAACUACUGGGACGUUCCGCACGCGGUUCGUCGUGCACUCAAGGUAUUGUAUCCGCGUUCCCGAGCAAGUGUCGCUUGAGGAUGCAGCGACGAUGCCCUCAGUCUACAUCACUGCUUGUUAUUGUCUCGUGCAUUUGGCGCGGCUGAAUAAGUCGGAGGUACGCCCGGAUAUCUUUUUCGUAUGCAAUACGAGAUGAUACUAAUUACUGCAGACUGUGUUGGUCCACUCGGCUUGCGGAGGGGUUGGACUGGCUGCGAUUCGCGUUUGCGAAUAUAUCGGCGCCACUGUACGUAUCCAUGCACGAGUCCGUGAACUCAUGCUAACGCCACCAGGUCUACGCAACAGUCGGCAGCGAAGAAAAAGCCCAAUACCUCAUGGGCCGCUUCAACAUCCCCCGCCACCGGAUCUUCAACUCGCGCAGCACAGAGUUCCUGCACGACGUGAUGCGCGAGACCAACGGCCGCGGCGUCGACGUCGUACUGAACUCUCUUACUGGUAGUCUUCUGCACGCCUCAUGGGACUGCCUCGCCUCGUUCGGACGCAUGAUCGAACUGGGCAAGCGAGAUUUCCUGAGUAACGGGCAGCUGAAUAUGGGUCCGUUUAUCAAGAAUCGGGCGUAUAUUGGGUUUGAUCUUACGCAGGUUGGGAAAGAGGCGUAUCAUACUUAUGAGGCGAUGCACACGCAAUUCGAAGAGCUGAGUGCAAAGGAUGAACUCGUGCCCAUCCGCCCAGUCAAGGUGUAUGAAGCGACUGAGGUCGUUGACGCUUUUCGAUACAUGCAGCAGGGGGUUCACAUGGGUAAGAUCUUGGUUAAGAUGCCCGAGGAUCCGGCUAGCUUGACAUUCUCGCCCGGCCUGUCUCCGUUCUCGUUCAAUCCGGAUGCCUCGUAUCUUCUUGCUGGCGGUCUUGGUGGCCUUGGGCGAUCGGUCUCAACUUGGAUGGUGGAGCAAGGUGCUCGUCAUCUAGUGUUCCUCUCGCGAUCCGCCGGUCAGUCUGAUGGUGAUAAAGCAUUUGUCCGGGAGCUUGCAACGCAGGGAUGUCAGGCGAUCUGCGUUCCUGGAGAUGUCACUGUCAAGGAAGAUGUGGAGCGGGCUGUAUCCCAGUGUCCUAGGCCUCUUGCCGGUGUGGCCCAGCUGUCCGGUGUGCUCAGGGACGCCAUGUUCGACAAAAUGACACACGAAGAGUGGACAACAUGCCUCGCUCCAAAAGUCCAAGGAACAUGGAACCUGCACAACGCAAUACAAGAUCUAAAGCUGGACUUCUUCAUCCUCGUCGGCUCCGUCUCUGGCGUGUGCGGAACCCCCGGACAGGCAAAUUACGCGGCAGCAAACAGCUUCCUAGGCUCCUUCACAACCUACCGCCGCAGUCUCGGUCUGUCCGCCGGUAUAGUCGACCUCGGCGCCAUUGAGGACGUCGGCAUGUUGGCGAAGAACCCAGAGCUCAUUCAAAAGGCGCAGUCCUUUGCUCUGUGCUUCCCGACUGAACAGCAGCUGAUUGACGGAUUGAAACUCGCGCUUUCGCAGUGUGCGGUGCCUCCACCCCCAGAGUCGAAACAGUCAACCUCCUGCAUAAUCGGCCUCUCAAACACAAAGCCCCUCUCAAACCCCAACACCCGGCCCCUCUGGGUCCGGAACGACGCGCGCUUCGCCCUAUACACGAACCUCGAAUCGCAAAGCUCCGAGCCCGUCCAGGGACAGAGCAACGAACUGCGCGCUCUCCUCCGGCGCGUAGAACACAACCCCGCGCUGUUAAACGACCCCGAAUCCGAGGCGAUCGUGCGCCGCGAGAUUGGGACUCAGGUGACGCAGCGGAUGGCGCAGGCGCAGGAUAUGGAUGAGGAUGAGGUUGCGGCGAUUGCGAUUGAUUCGCUCAUGGCGAUUGAGAUUCGCGGGUGGGCGCGGCGGAAUCUGGGGCUGGAGAUUACACUUGUGCAGAUUGCCAAGGCGAAGACUGUGGGGGGGUUGACGAGGGCGGCGAUUGAGCAUUUGAAGGUCAAGUAUGGGUUGGAUGAGGCGAAGGCUGGGGAUGAGGAUGGGAACGGGGAGCGAGAUGAGAGGAGACAGGAAUGAUUCUGGCUGUUUUGAUUGCAUAGUUUGAUGAUGUAGAUAGGCUAUGUAUAGGGUGCAGAUGCGCAUCCGAGGUAACGUUGUCGGCUUGCUGUGCCCGGAGGGGAUUCGACUAUCAUAGUCCCGUUGGACCCUGUAUAAGUCGGUCUCCCUAUAUAUG